This is a messenger RNA of Trematosphaeria pertusa, 1509 nucleotides long. RefSeq names its product MFS general substrate transporter. Gene Ontology annotation, molecular function: transmembrane transporter activity. Lineage: Eukaryota; Fungi; Ascomycota; Dothideomycetes; Pleosporales; Trematosphaeriaceae. Gene Ontology annotation, cellular component: membrane. The transcript has 5 exons. Gene Ontology annotation, biological process: transmembrane transport. Bases 1 to 1509 code for a protein of 502 amino acids. The record is from RefSeq and is a predicted model, not a curated record.
AUGGGCUACGAGGAGAAAGCUUCUCAUAUCGAGCGGGCAGCCGACGAAGCCCAGCAACAGCCUGAUGACGGCUAUGCUCCCGUCGAUAUCCAAAAGGAGACAUGCAUCCUCGAGGAUCCCGAAUGGCUCGCCAAGCAAAAGAAAUACUUGAGGAAACUGGAUUCCAUCCUUCUUCCGACCAUUUCCAUACUGUACUUCUUUGAAUAUCUUGACCGCGGUAACAUUGGAAACGCGAAGCUCUAUGGCCUCAGCACUGGCCACGGCACCGCCAGCGAAGGCAUCGGCCCGGGGAAAGUGAGCGUAUCGGAUACGCAAUGGCAGCUUUGUAUCAUGAUCUUCUAUGUCGGACUGGUUCUCUUCCAGGUCCCUGGCUGCAUUGGAUACCGCGUAUUUCCACCAUCUAAGUGGAUCGCCUUCACCGUUUGUGGCUUUUGUGCUACAAGCCUGCUUCAAAAUUCAGCCUUCAACCUUGCAGGGGAGCUCGUCUGCCGCAUCUUUCUAGGCACAUUUGAGGGACUGUUUGGAACGGGAAUUGUCUACUAUCUCUCCCUCUGGUACCACCGAACUGAAAUGGGUGUCCGCGUUUUUUGCGCUUUUGGGGGCCUCAUUGCAUACGGGAUUGGUCAUAUCGAUAGUCCCACUCCGUCCUGGAAAUGGCUCUUCUUGAUCGAAGCCCUCCCUGGGUUCUGCCUUGGCUUGUUCUGUCUGUACUGGGUCCCGGACCGACCCACCAAGAAUUCGAGGUUCUCUGGAGCGGAUCAGGAGAUCGCGGAAGCUCGAUACCACAGUGAAGCAUUUGAGAAGGCUGGCAAGAUGCAGAAGAAGCACAUACUCGCGGCAGUCACUGACUGGAGACUCUAUGGUCAGGCGGCUGUGUACGUUCCUACUGCUGCCUUGCUUUCAUCUAUAUCUGGUUUCCUCCCUACAGUGGUGAAGAACCUCGGCAACGACAAACCCACGUCCGCAAACCUCAUGACCGUCCCUCCGUAUGCAUGCGCCUUCGCCCUCAUGUAUAUCACAUCUCGUACAUCGGAUCGAUUCCGUGACCGAGGCAUCCACAUCACCUGCCUCGCUCUUGUUGCUACGAUUGCCUACGCGCUGCUUGCGACACUCCCAGAAUCCGACUUGAAGGGCAAAUACGGCUGCAUUUGCAUUGCCGUAGCUUGCGUCUAUGCAACCUACCCGCCCUCGCAUGCCUGGGCUGCCAACAACUUCGGAAACGAGACCAAGCGAGCAGUCGGCAUGGGGCUAUACACGGCGAUAGGUAAUCUAGGUUCUAUUGCCGGGAGCUUCUUCUAUCCUUCGCAUGAGGCGCCUCAGUUCCAAAAGGGCCAUUUCAUAUGCAUGGGCAUGUCGAUUGCGACGGCGCUAUUUGCGCUGGGGAACAGCAUGGCGUUGAGAGCGGUGAAUGAUUAUCGGGAUAAGAAGUAUGGGAAGCCCGAGCCUAGGACGCCAGUAGAUGUCACGGAGUUGGGAGAUGCGAACCCACACUUCAGAUAUAUCACCUGA